Messenger RNA from Acomys russatus (golden spiny mouse), 1101 nucleotides. RefSeq names its product MRT4 homolog, ribosome maturation factor (gene Mrto4). The transcript has 8 exons. The record is from RefSeq and is a predicted model, not a curated record. The coding region runs from base 187 to 906 and encodes 239 amino acids. Gene Ontology annotation, biological process: rRNA processing; nuclear-transcribed mRNA catabolic process; ribosomal large subunit biogenesis. Gene Ontology annotation, cellular component: preribosome, large subunit precursor; nucleolus. Lineage: Eukaryota; Metazoa; Chordata; Mammalia; Rodentia; Muridae. Gene Ontology annotation, molecular function: RNA binding.
GAUCGGGAACCUGGGCUAAGACGUGGCCUUCCAGGCACCCGGCAGAGCGCAGGCGGGGAGAGAGGAGCCGCCGCAAUUCGGGUCAGGCACAUACGAGGGCAGCCACUAGCGCCGUCCCAGAAGCCCGUGCGCCUCCCCGGGUCCUGACGGGCCUCCGGGUCUUCCGCCGCACGUGUCUUCAGCGCGAUGCCCAAAUCCAAGCGAGACAAGAAAGUUUCCUUAACAAAAACAGCCAAGAAAGGCUUGGAACUGAAGCAGAACCUAAUAGAAGAGCUUCGGAAAUGUGUGGACACCUACCAGUACCUCUUCAUCUUCUCUGUGGCCAACAUGAGGAACAACAAGCUGAAGGACAUCCGGAAUGCGUGGAAGCACAGCCGGAUGUUCUUUGGCAAAAACAAGGUGAUGAUGGUGGCCUUGGGGCGAAGCCCAUCUGACGAGUACAAAGACAACCUGCAUCAGGUCAGCAGGAAGUUGAGAGGUGAAGUUGGCCUCCUUUUUACCAACCGCACAAAGGAGGAGGUGAAUGAGUGGUUCACAAAGUAUACAGAAAUGGAUUUUGCUCGAGCUGGGAACAAAGCAACUUUAACUGUGAGCCUGGAUCCGGGACCCCUGAAACAGUUCCCUCACUCCAUGGAGCCACAGCUGAGGCAGCUGGGCCUGCCCACUGCCCUCAAGAAAGGUGUGGUGACCCUGCUGUCUGACUAUGAAGUUUGCAAGGAAGGUGACGUGCUGACCCCAGAGCAGGCCCGUGUCCUGAAACUUUUUGGGUAUGAGAUGGCUGAAUUCAAAGUGACCAUCAAAUACAUGUGGGAUGCCCAGUCGGGAAGAUUCCAGCAGAUGGAUGAUGACCUGCCUGAGAGCGCACCAGAGUCUGAGGGAGAGUCUGAGGAGGAGGAUGACAGCUGACUGUCGGCCAUCCAGAAAGUUCUUCAUUUCCACUGGACCAUCCAGGACUGCUGUCACCCCUCUGCAGGGGCGGCUAUUUAUUUUGCUAUAGAUAAACAUAAGGGGGGUGCUAGGGAGGGCUUUGUUUCUAUAAAGAAUAAAAUGUUGUCCACAGGGUGUUCCCUGUAGACAGCAGGAGUCUCUUUUUAGUAAAAA